Molecule: messenger RNA, 4672 nt
Organism: Centruroides sculpturatus (bark scorpion)
Lineage: Eukaryota; Metazoa; Arthropoda; Arachnida; Scorpiones; Buthidae
Product: intron-binding protein aquarius-like
Exons: 2
Coding region: 34-4386 (1450 amino acids)
Biological process (GO): mRNA splicing, via spliceosome
Cellular component (GO): catalytic step 2 spliceosome
Molecular function (GO): mRNA binding; helicase activity
Source: RefSeq, a predicted model, not a curated record
UGUAGCGUGGUUUGAAGCGUGUUGUGAAUAAAGAUGUCAACCAAAGAUUUAGCGUUAACAGUUGAGCAGAUAAGUACUGAUCCGAUUACUAAAUUAGCUGAUCAGUACUGGGCCCCGCACAGUGCUUCGACAUGGUCAGAGUACGACUCGAACGUAGUAGAUGAUAUUUAUAUACAAGAAAUAUUAGGAUCUGGCUAUGCCAUAAAAAGGAUCAUGCUCUUAGAGUUCAGCCAGUAUUUAGAAAAUUAUCUGUGGCCAAAUUACAAUCCAGAGAAAGCAUCACACCUUCACAUGAUGUCUAUAGUUAUUAUGGUAAAUGAGAAAUUUCGAGAGAGGGUCCCGGCUUGGUCUACCUUUCAGAAGAAGCCGGAGCAUUUUCCUGCAUUUUUCAGACAAGUAAUGGAGCGAGCAUUAAGUGACGACACCGAAGUGUCUUUAAAAGAGAGGAUGAUCUUGGUUAUAUUUCUUAUUCAUUGCUUCAACAGCGUUGAAGUUAACCUCAUCAGAGAACAGAUACAGCGGCUGGUGUCCCUCUCCAUGUGGAUAUGUUUACUUCCCGAGAGGAGAGAGCAUGAGUUCAGAUCUUUUCCGAAAUUUAAAAAAUUCUGGACUGUCAUCAAGAAGAACGAUUCGAAAUUGGACGAAGCCGCUCUCGAAAAAGUCAAUUUCGAAAGAAGAUUUCUUUCGAAUUUGAUUAAAAACUUCUGCGGUUAUUUAGAUUCUAUACCAAGCAAAGAGGAAGUUCCGACACUGGGAAAAGAUGUUUGGGAAAAAAUUCAUUAUUGCGAAAGAUUUCUGGAACUGAUGAUUGAUCUCGAAGCUCUUUUGCCGACUCGUCGGUUCUUUAAUGUUCUUUUAGACGACAGUCAUCUGGUGGUAAAAUGCAGAUUAUCUAAUAUCGUUAAAAGGGAGGAAGGACGACUUUUCAGCCAACUGUUGGAGAUGCUACAAUUUUAUACGCGAUUUGAAAUAAAUGAUCAUACUGGCGAAGCAUUAACAGAAAGAAAUACAUUGCAGAUUCAUUACGACAGGAUAACUGCACUUCAGAGAGCAGUUUUUAAAGAUUUUCCUGAAUUAAAACAAUUUGCACUAGCAAAUGUUGCUAGUAUUGACAGCCGGAGUGCUUUGAAAAAGCAUUUUUCACUUUUGGAUAAAAAAAGGGUGCAAGAAAUUGCUGCUUAUUUAAAAUUAUUGCCUUCACCACAGACAGAAAAUAAUUAUGAUGAAGAAUUCUUACACGAAGUAUUAAUAUCUAGACACGAAAGGAAGACUUCACAGUUGGAAGCUCUUAAUGAAAUGCCUUUAUAUCCAACUGAAACAAUUAUAUGGGACGAAAAUGUCGUUCCUUCAGAAUAUUUUUCUGGUGAAGGAUGCCUGGCACUACCAAAAUUAAAUCUUCAGUUUUUAACUUUGCACGAUUAUCUUUUGAGAAAUUUUCAUCUUUUUCGCUUAGAAUCAACAUACGAAAUUCGGCAAGAUAUUGAAGAUUCAGUUAGUAGAUUGAAACCUUGGAAAACUGAAGAAGGAGGUUUUAUGUUUGGUGGAUGGGCAAGAAUGGCUCAACCUAUUGUAAAUUUUGCAAUUAUUGAAGUUGGUAAACCUAACAUUGGAGAAAAACAACCAUCUAGAGUAAGAGCAGAUGUCACCGUAAAUUUAAAUGUUCGACAAGAAAUCAAAGAUGAAUGGGAAGCGUUGAGAAAGCAUGAUGUUUGUUUUUUAAUCACCGUUGUUCCACCAAAUCCUCCUGGUACACCUUAUAAUUACAAAGAGCCGUUUAUUCCCCAAGUUGGACUUACAUGCGUUCGGGGUUGUGAGAUCGAAGGUAUGUUGGAUAUAAAUGGUAGAGUGAUAGAGGAAGGACCAGAACCAAAACCAAAUCUUCCUGGUGAUACUAGAACAUUCAGAGUUUGGCUAGAUUGUAAUCAGUAUAGAUUGGAUAUGGACAAAAAUGUUCAAGGAAAAGAAGAUGUUUAUGAAACAUUUAACAUUAUUAUGAGAAGAAAACCGAAAGAAAAUAAUUUUAAAGCAGUUUUGCAGACAAUACGUGAUUUAAUGAAUACAGAAUGUGUCGUUCCAGAAUGGCUUCAUGACAUUAUUUUAGGAUAUGGAGAUCCUGAUGCUGCACAUUAUUCAAAUAUGGAUAAUUUAAUUCAGACUUUAGAUUUUAAUGAUACCUUUCUGGACAUGGAUCACUUAAGAGACUGUUUUCCAAAUCACCAAAUAGAUGUUAAGGUAAAUGAUCCAACUAAAUUAGUACCACCAUUUAAAAUAUCAUUUUGUGGUGCCGAUAAAAAGCAUAAAAGUGAUGAGGAGGAAACAACCAAAGAAGAAAAGCCAAAAAUUUGCAUUAUUCCUCAUAUCUUACCAAGCAGAGGCCCAUAUCCAUAUGAACAACCAAAGAAAAAUACAGUACGUUUCACACCAACUCAAGUAGAAGCUAUUCGUGCAGGUAUGCAGCCUGGUCUUACUAUGGUUGUUGGUCCUCCAGGUACAGGUAAAACAGAUGUGGCGGUACAAAUAAUUUCAAAUCUUUAUCACAACUUUCCAGAACAAAGGACCUUAAUUGUAACACAUUCUAAUCAAGCUUUGAAUCAGCUUUUUGAAAAAAUUAUGGCUUUGGAUGUGGAUGAAAGACAUUUACUUCGACUUGGACAUGGCGAAGAGGCUUUAGAAACAGAAAAAGAUUUCAGCAGAUAUGGGCGAGUAAAUUUUGUAUUAGCAAAACGUUUGGAUCUCUUAAACGAAGUAGAUAGGUUACAAAAGAGUUUGGGUGCACCAGGAGAUGUCGCUCAUACUUGCGAAACGGCAGGAUAUUUUUUCCUUUAUCACAUUCUCUCUCGCUGGGAAGAAUAUUUAAGUAAAGUGAAACCUAGACACGGUAAAAAGGUAUCGCUGCAAGAAGUUAGUGAAUUAUUUCCAUUUACGAAUUUUUUUGAAAAUGCACCUCAGCCACUUUUUACGGGAGAAUCUUACGAGAAAGAUUUUGGAAUUGCCGAAGGCUGUUUUCGGUAUAUUAAAAAAAUAUUUACGCAACUGGAAGAGUUUCGUGCAUUUGAAUUAUUAAGAAGUGGUCUCGACCGAUCUAGAUAUUUACUAGUAAAAGAAGCUAAAAUAAUCGCUAUGACUUGUACUCAUGCUGCAUUAAAACGACAAGAACUAGUAGAACUUGGUUUUAAAUACGAUAAUAUUUUAAUGGAAGAAUCUGCUCAGAUUCUCGAGAUCGAAACUUUCAUACCUUUGUUGUUACAAAAUCCUGAAAAUCAUUACAACCGUUUAAAACGAUGGAUAAUGAUCGGAGAUCAUCAUCAGUUACCUCCUGUUAUAAAAAACAUGGCUUUUCAGAAGUAUAGUAACAUGGAACAAUCUUUGUUUACGAGAUUUGUUCGUCUUGGUGUACCAACUGUAGAACUUGAUGCACAAGGAAGAUCACGCCCCAGUAUAUGCAAUCUUUAUAACUGGAGAUAUAACAAUCUUGGUAAUCUUCCACAUGUACUUAGUUGGACAGAAUAUAGAAUUGCAAAUGCAGGAUUCCAUUUUGAUUAUCAGUUAGUUAAUGUUGAAGAUUUCAAUGGGAUUGGUGAAUCUGAACCAAAUCCAUAUUUUUAUCAGAAUCUUGCAGAAGCAGAAUAUGUAGUUGCAGUCUUCAUGUAUAUGCGUCUUCUUGGUUAUCCAGCAGAUAAGAUAACUAUUCUUACAACUUACAAUGGACAGAAACAUUUAAUAAGAGACGUAAUCAAUCAGCGUGCAGCAAAUAAUUACUUAAUUGGAAGACCUCGUAGAAUAACCACAGUUGAUAAAUAUCAAGGUCAACAAAACGAUUACAUUCUGUUAUCCUUGGUGAGAACUAAAGCUGUCGGUCAUCUUCGCGACGUGAGGCGUUUGGUGGUAGCGAUGUCUCGAGCCAGACUGGGUUUGUAUAUUUUUGCCAGGGUUGCUCUGUUUCAGAAUUGUUUCGAAUUAACUCCAACAUUUAACUUGUUAAUGAAACGGCCUCUUGAAUUGCACCUUGCGCCUUAUGAAAAUUAUCCGACUGCCCGGAGUGACGAGUCCGUUCCUCUUGGAGAUCCGCUGGUUAUAAAAGACAUGCCGCAGAUGGUGAGAUUUAUUUAUGAGUUUUAUCAACAGAAAAUCGAACUAAUGACAGCUGAAAUUCGAGCACAGAAGAGUGCAUUAGGACAGACUAGCAUUGUUAAUGAAGUCUCAAAUAUGACAGAGGAAACACAAGAAAAAAUACAAGAGGAAACACAAGAAGAAAUGCAAGAGGAAACACAAGAAGAAAUGCAAGAGGAAACACAAGAAGAAAUGCAAGAGGAAACACAAGAAAAAAUGCAAGAGGAAACACACGAAAAAAUGCAAGAGGAAAAUCAGGAUGAAGAUUCAUCAUGAGCAAAAAUCAGUUAUGCAUUAUUACAUUGAUUUAAUUUGAUGUAAAUAUAUUUUUGUUUGUAAAUACUUUUUAUAUUUUAAAAUAAAGGAAUGCUCUGUAAUAGUUAAAUAUGUAGUAGUAAAGAUUAAAUAAAUUAAAUUACAUUUUCAGUUUCAUUUUUACUGAUGAAAAAAUUAUUAAAAAAGCAAUAUACUAAACACAGAGAGGAAAAUUCAUUAUUUUUUAAUGGAUUACAUAUGUAUUUUUUACAGGCUAGAUGGCCAAAACAGUAAUGACCAGCCUGCC